AUUAAAGAUAAAAAAAGAAAAAGAAGCGGAACGAGUAGCGAUUAGCGUACAUAAAAAUUGAUUGUAAUUUCGUAAAGUCAGAAACCCAAGCUUCCAGUUCCCCCCACCAAGGUUGCGCGCCUUAAACCCAAAAAAUGGCGGACCUCUGUAAGCUUACACAGUACGUCGAGUCCUUCGUCGAUGUAUCUCGUACGCCCUCUCAACAGGCUACAAGCUUGGAAACAAUCACCUCCCUUGUGAAGAACAAUGUACUAACAAUAGAAACACUGGUUAGAGAAAUGGGGAUGUAUUUGACAAUUACUGAUAACAUUAUUCGAGGCAGAGGUAUACUUCUUCUUGGGGAGCUACUUGCAUGUCUAACAUCAAAGCCUCUGGAUAGUGCAACAAUUCACAGCCUAAUUGCCUUCUUCACAGAGAGACUGGCAGAUUGGAAAGCUUUACGAGGUGCCCUUGUUGGCUGCUUGGCACUAAUGAGGAGGAAAACGAAUGUUGGGACAAUUUCUCAAAAUGAUGCAAAGUCAGUUGCACAGUCUUAUUUUCAAAAUCUUCAAGUACAGUCCCUGGGACAGCAUGAUCGAAAGCUGAGUUUUGAACUUCUGGCGUGUCUUUUGGAACAUUAUCCUGAUGCAGUUGUUUCACUGGGUGAUGAUCUUGUGUAUGGAAUCUGUGAAGCCAUUGAUGGUGAAAAAGAUCCACACUGCUUACUGCUUACUUUUCGCAUCGUUGAGCUUGUGGCAAAACUAUUCCCAGAUCCAAGUGGAACACUUGCAAGUAGUUCUAGCGAUCUUUUUGAAUUCCUGGGUUGCUAUUUCCCAAUCCAUUUUACACAUGGAAAAGAGGAGGACAUAGAUGUAAGAAGGAAUGAUCUUUCGCAGGCACUUAUGAGGGCCUUCUCAUCUACCCCCCUCUUUGAGCCAUUUGCCAUUCCUUUGCUUCUUGAGAAACUUUCAUCUUCAUUGCCAUUAGCAAAGAUCGAUUCUUUGAAGUAUCUAAGUGAUUGCACUGUCAAAUAUGGGGCAGAUAGAAUGAAAAAGCAUAGUGAAGCUAUCUGGUCUUCAGUAAAGGAGAUCAUAUUUACUUCAAUAGGACAGCCUAAUUUGUCCAUUAACACAGAAUCAUUAAAUAGUCCUAGCUUUCAAGAGAAUGAAAUGACAACAGAAGCACUAAGACUCCUGCAGAAGAUGGUUGUUGAGAGUAAUGGGUUAUUUUUAACAUUAAUUAUCAAUGAUGAAGACAUAAAGGAUAUUUUCAAUAUCCUAAAUAUUUAUACAUGUUACAACGACUAUCCUUUGCAAAGCAGGCAGAGACUAAAUGCAGUGGGCCAUAUCCUUUACACGUCAGCAAGUGCAUCUGUUGCUUCCUGCGAUCAUGUGUUUGAAAGUUACUUCCAUCGUUUGCUGGAAUUUUUGGGAAUUUCUGUGGAUCAGUAUCAUAAUGAUAAAAUUUCUCCCGUAAUUAGUUUAAACUUUGGAGCCCUCUAUCUCUGUAUUGAAGUUAUUGCAGCUUGCAGAGACUUGAUUGCAAGCACUGAUGAAAACACAUGCUCCGUCAAAGAGAAAUCAUACUCCAUGCUUCAAACUUUUUCACGUUCAAUGGUUCAGCUCCUCAGUUCUACCUUUCCAGGAAUUGUUAAACAAGAUCUGCAUGAUGCUGAAUUCCACUGUGCAGUAAAGGGCUUGCUGAAUCUGUCCACAUUCCCGGUAGGCUCUUCACCAGUAUCCAGAGUCAUAUUUGAGGAUAUUUUAUUGGAGUUCAUGUCGUUUGUAACAGUGAACUUCAAAUUUGGAUCGUUGUGGAAUCAUGCAUUGAAGGCACUACAGCAUAUCGGUUCAUUUGUUGACAAAUAUCCUGGGUCUGUGGAUUCACAAAGUUACAUGCAUAUAGUCGUUGAAAAGAUUGCAUCGAUGUUCUCUCCUCAUGAUGAGGUCUUGCCACUGAUACUUAAACUUGAGAUGGCAGUUGACAUUGGUAGAACUGGGCGAAGUUAUAUGCUGAAAAUUGUUGGGGGGAUUGAAGAGCCAAUAUUCUACAAUUUAUCUGAGGUUUAUGCCUAUGGCAAUUCAAAAUCAGUCGAGAUUCUAUUGACACUGUUGGAUUGCUACUCGACCAAAAUUCUUCCAUGGUUUGAUGAAGCUGGAGAUUUUGAGGAAGUCAUAUUGCGAUUUGCACUAAACAUUUGGGAUCAAAUUGAAAAAUGUUCAACUUUUAACACUUUGAUGGAUAAAGUGCUUCUUGAUGCAACCAUGAUGGCAUUGAAACUCUCAGUUCGAAGUUGCUCAAAGGAGAGCCAGAAUAUUAUAGUCCAGAAGGCAUUCAAUGUAUUAUUAACAAGCAGUUUUUCUCCUUCCAAAGUAGCAUUAUCUACUACAAUACCAGUUCAGAUGGAGGGCUUACAAAUUCUGCAGCAGAAAGAUAAUCCUACUUCUAGAGAUGAAUGGAUUCUUUCAUUAUUUGCGUCAGUCAUUAUAGCACUUCGCCCACAAGUACAUGUUCCGGAUGUGAGGUUAAUAAUUCAUUUGCUUAUGUUAUCCAUCACCAGGGGCUGUGUACCAGCUGCACAGGCACUGGGUUCUAUGAUCAAUAAAUUGAGUGUGAAAUCUGAUAAAGUAGAAGUCUCAAGUUAUGUUUCCUUGGAAGAAGCUAUUGACAUUAUUUUCAAAACAGAAUUUAGGUGCUUCCAUAAUGAAAAUACUGGUAAUGGCAGUGUAAUGUUUCUCACUGAAUUAUGCUCUAGCAUUGAAAAAACCUCUUUGCUUCAAGUUCAUGCUGUGGUUGGAUUAUCAUGGAUUGGAAAAGGUUUGCUCCUUUGCGGUCAUGACAAGGUUCGAGAUGUAACAAUGGUUUUCUUGCAGCUCUUAGUGUCAAAAAGCAGAACAGAUGGCCCACCCUUGCAGCAGUUUAUACUGGAAAAAGAUAACGAAACAAGCUUAGACUUUGCAGUCAUGAAAGGUGCAGCAGAGGCAUUUCACAUUCUUAUGAGUGAUUCUGAAGCUUGUUUGAACCGAAAAUUCCAUGCUAUAGUACGACCACUUUAUAAGCAGCGUUUUUUCUCUACCAUGAUGCCUAUUUUCCAGACUCUAGUAAGCAAAUCAGAUACGUCACUUUCUAGAUAUAUGUUGUACCAGGCAUAUGCACAUGUUAUAUCUGAUACUCCACUCACUGCUUUAUUGACUGAUGCAAAGAAGUUUAUUCCUAUGCUUUUGGAUGGGUUGUUAACAUUAAGUGUGAACGGCAUAAAUAAGGAUGUAGUUUAUAGCCUCCUCCUUGUUUUAUCUGGGAUAUUGAUGGAUAAAAAUGGACAGGAAGCUGUAACAGAGAAUGCACAUAAAAUUGUUGAUUGCCUAGCUGGACUAACUGACUUUUCUCAUAUGAUGCUCGUACGAGAAACUGCAAUUCAGUGCCUUGUCGCUGUGUCUGAACUGCCCCAUGCAAGGAUAUACCCCAUGAGAAGACAGGUACUGCACACAAUAUCUAAAGCUCUUGAUGAUCCAAAGAGAGCUGUUCGACAGGAAGCUGUCAGAUGCCGACAAGCAUGGGCAUCAAUUGCAUCAAGAAGUCUUCAUUUCUAAUGGUCCACUGCGAGCAAUUUUCCUUUGCAAGGUUGGCAGCGUAGCACAUUGUAGCACAUUUGAAGUUACCAAAUUUAGUGUAUAUUGUCUACUUUUACAUAAUUUCAAUGUAAUGUACAUGUACUAGUCCAGCUCUCUUUCUUGAACAGCUAGUUGAUUCUUUUUUUUUUUUACAAGGAAAAAACUGUAAACAUAAUUUGUUAAAGAAAAACUGUUAUAGUUGAUUCA
This is a messenger RNA of Cucumis melo (muskmelon), 3797 nucleotides long. RefSeq names its product MMS19 nucleotide excision repair protein homolog. The transcript is spliced from 20 exons. Gene Ontology annotation, cellular component: cytosolic [4Fe-4S] assembly targeting complex. Gene Ontology annotation, biological process: iron-sulfur cluster assembly. NCBI's taxonomy places the organism in Eukaryota, Viridiplantae, Streptophyta, Magnoliopsida, Cucurbitales, Cucurbitaceae. The coding region runs from base 135 to 3569 and encodes 1144 amino acids. The record is from RefSeq and is a predicted model, not a curated record.